AUGGCCCUCUUCUACACUCCCCUCCCCUUCCACCCCGGCGAAAUCUCCCUCCACUACAAACUCCACAUUUCCCAGAAUCCAGAUUUCGAAAAUCCCACAAUCCCCCACCUCUCUCCUCUCCUCUCGCGCCAACUCCAAAUUUCUCCUCUCAUUGCUUUGGGAACAAUUGAUUGUCAGGGUUGGCCUGUUACGACGUUACUUGGUAAAAGUAGUGGUGGUGGUGAAAGGAAAGAAGAAGGGGAAGAAGAACCUCUUGCGCAACCGCUGGGGAGGAAUGGGGUUAUGGGGAUUAAGGCGCAGGUGGAGGGAUUGUGGGAUCCUGUUGUGGAGGUUUUGGUUGGGGGGAAGGGAGAUGGAGAUGGUGGAAGUGGAAGGGGAAGUGAGAAGGUUGUGGUGAGGAGGGAGGAGGAAGGAAAGGGGAGGAUGAUUAGUGGGUUGACGAUUGAUUUGGAGAGGAGGAAACGAGUGAAAUUUUUUGGGAGGAUGGUUGUUGGGGCGUUGGGUUGGAGGAGAAGGGAGGGGGAGGGGGAUGAUGAUGGGAGAGAGGAAUCGAUUGCGGAAAUGCAGCUGGUUUUGAAGGUGGAGCAGAGUCUAGGAAACUGCCCCAAAUACCUAAACAAACGCCACAUCAAGCCCGCGAUCUCAAAACCAGAAUUACUCUCCACCUCAACACACUUGUCUCUCCACGCACUACAGCUCAUCAGCAAAGCCGAUCUCUUCUUCAUAUCCAGCGCCAACAACAACUCGGACAUGGACACCAACCACCGCGGAGGCCCCACCGGUUUCCUUCGCGUGGCAUCCCACGACGACGAAAAUAAUUCUGAAUCAGCUACGGUAUUAUGCUGGCCCGAAUACUCUGGAAACAGACUCUAUCAAACUCUCGGAAAUCUCGCCAUUUAUCCCAAAGCAGGACUCUGUAUUCCGGAUUUUGACACGGGGGAUUGUCUUUAUUUGAGCGGUACGACGGAAAUACUUGUGGGCUCUGCUGCAGAGGAAUUUUUACCACAUUCGAAUCUCUGUGUGAAAUUUUCUGUUGUUUCACUUCGACUCGUGGAGCAUGCGUUGCCUUUUCGUGGGGUUUUGGGUGAGAAGUCGAUUUAUCAUCCGAGGGUUCGACGACUUGCUAAGGAAAGAUUUGCUGCUGCUGCUUCUGCUACCACUACUGGGGAACUGCAGCAGCAACAACAAGAACAACAAGCGACUCUCCUCCACCAGACAAAACUCACUCCAACAAUUUCUCGCUUCAGAUUCCGUCUCCAUCAACCAAACACUUCUACCUCCCCAACCGCGGCUUCUACCUAUCAACCCGGUCAAUACAUCACCUUGGAUUUCUCCUCUCACUUGAACAUCGGAUACUCACAUAUGCGCGACGACGACCCUCGUAGUUUGAAUGAUGAUUUUGUUCGGACUUUUACUGUUUCGGGUUUUUAUCAGCAGCACCAGCACCAACACCAGCAGCAGGACCAGCAACAGCAGCAAGAGCAGCAGAAGGAAGAAGCUUUAGGGAAGUGUGGUGAUGAAUUUGAAAUUACCAUCCGAAAAGUCGGAGGAGGAGUCGUGACGAAUUUUUUGUGGGGGUAUGGUGAUGAUGAAUCACAUCAAAAAGAGAAUCAAUACAGACGAGAAAAAGAAAAAGAAGGAGAACAUUUAGUUAUUGAUGUCAGAGGUUUUGGAGGAGGAGAAUUUCCCAUUUUCCAGCAAGAAGAGCAGCAAUAUCAACAAGAGCAACAAAAGAAAACUCCUACAAAGACGGAAAAGAAAAGAAGAAUUUUCAUCGCAGCAGGAAUUGGAAUUACGCCCAUAAUUCCUUUUUUGUCAACUUCUUCUUCUUCUUCUUCUUCUUCUUCUUCUUUUUUACAUCUAAAUCUCAAAAUCCUCUGGACAGUCAAAAUGGAAGAUUUGGCUUUUGUUUGGGAUGUUGUUGAAGAAGUGGCACAAUUGGAAAUGGGACAAGAAGAAGAAGGAUUGUCGAAGGAGGAGAAGAAAGAGAAGAAGAAAAAAGGAAAAGGGAAAAGGGAUUAG
This is a messenger RNA of Sphaerulina musiva SO2202, 2022 nucleotides long. RefSeq lists its product as uncharacterized. The record is from RefSeq and is a predicted model, not a curated record. Lineage: Eukaryota; Fungi; Ascomycota; Dothideomycetes; Mycosphaerellales; Mycosphaerellaceae. Gene Ontology annotation, molecular function: oxidoreductase activity. Bases 1 to 2022 code for a protein of 673 amino acids. The transcript is spliced from 2 exons.